This is a messenger RNA of Trichomonas vaginalis G3, 1485 nucleotides long. RefSeq names its product proteasome regulatory particle assembly. Gene Ontology annotation, molecular function: protein binding. Bases 1 to 1485 code for a protein of 494 amino acids. The record is from RefSeq and is a predicted model, not a curated record. The transcript has a single exon. Lineage: Eukaryota; Parabasalia; Trichomonadida; Trichomonadidae.
AUGGUUAACGAUUUAUAUAAUGAGCUUAUGCAGUUAAGCAAAGAUUAUAACGAUAAUUUUAAUUCGUUGUACAGACUACAUACUUACAAUGAAGAUGAAAUCAACAAUAUUUUCCAAGUUAUCAAAAGAGAAUUGAUACAAUCUAAAAUGUUCUUACCAUCUCAGCUCUUAAAAAUACUUUCAACGGCUUCAAAAUACAAUUGCAGAUAUUUUAAGUCAUACUGGUCCCUAUUUAAGAAAUUAUAUGAAGAGUAUCACCCAAGAGUCCCCAAACACACAUCAAUUCCUUUUCUUUACUUUCUUUAUAAAGAAUUCGGCAUAUUAAUUGACUACGAUAUUGUUAAGCUUGAAUCCCAAAAUUUUUCUUUAGAUGUUCAUGAAAAAGAUUCUAUUCACAGUGCAAUCAUGACCGAUGACAAAGAGUUAUUUAUAUCUCUUACAGAAAAAGAAGGUUUUAAUGAAAGGCAAAACCUGAAAAGUGAAUUUUAUCCAGAAUCAAAAUACGGAUAUUCUUUACUUGAAUUAUGUUGUUAUCAUGGCGCAGUCAAUUGUUUUAAGUUUCUUAGAACAAAGUUUAAACCAUUGAUUAAUUCAAAUUGCCUGAAACUUUCAUUUUUAGGGGGAAAUCCGGACAUAAUUAAUGAGUGUUUGAAAGAGACAAAACCAUACGAUAGCUGCAUGGAAUAUGCAAUUAUUUCACAUAAUAUCGACUUUGUUACUUAUCUUAUGAACGAACACAAUUUGAAAAUCGAAAUGGAAUAUUGCCAUAAAUAUAAUAAUCUACAAGCGUUUUUAGUUUAUUUAGAUACAUCAAAGAAUUACAAGAAGUGUUUUCCUUUUUCAGUUCGUUUCAAUUUUCCAUCUCUUUGCGAAUAUUUGAUAUCUCAUGGUGUAGAUAUAAAUACACGUGAUAAAAAUUAUUAUUCAGCCUUUUUUCAUGCAGCACAAUAUGGGAACAGAUUAAUUGCAGAAUUUCUUAUUUCACACAAUAUAAAUAUGGAUAAUUGCAAAUCUAAUUUUCAAAUUGCUGUACAAUCUGAUAAUAAAGAUAUUGCUGAGCUUCUUAUAUCGCGUGGUAUUGAUGUUAAUACAAAAUUUGAUUAUAAAAAAACAGCUCUUCAUUAUGCAGCACUUUCAGACUGUGCUGAGACAGUAAAAAUGCUUAUUUCACAUGGAAUAAAUAUAAAUGAUGUUAAUGAACUUGGAGAAACAGCUCUUCAUUAUGCUACAUAUUAUGAUAACAUAGAAACCGUCAAGAUUUUACUUGAAAGCGGUGCAAAUAUCAAUACCAAGAAAAACACUGUAGCUACAGCUCUCCACAAUGCAGUUGAUCUAAAUAUUGAAAUUGCCAAAUUACUAAUCGCUCAUGGCGCUGAUGUCAAUACUUUCGAUAAUAAUUCAAAAACACUUCUUCAUAAAGCAGCGCAAAAAAUCGGUAUGAUAUGGUUGAACUUUUUAUAUCAAAUGGAGCUGAUGUUACAGUAA